AUGGCACUUCAAGCUUUCUUCUUUUUUACCUUUUUCUUGUGGAGUGAUAUCAUUACUGGUCAAACACUAAUGCCAAAUAUUACUUCCACUCUAAUUUUUGGUGAUUCCACAAUGGAUACAGGAAAUAACAACUACAUAUUCACUUUAGUCAAAGCAAAUCACCCACCUUAUGGCAAAGAUUAUCCUAAUCAUGUCUCCACAGGGAGAUUUUCAAAUGGAAAAUUAGUGCCAGACAUAUUAGCUUGCUUACUAAAUCUCAAACAAGAUGGUGUUCCUCCAUAUUUACAGCCAAAUUUAUCAACAAAUGAAUUGCUCACGGGAAUUAACUUUGCAUCAGCUGGAUCAGGAUAUGAUGAACUGACCAGUAUAAUUACUAGCACAAUUUCUAUGACUAAACAGUUACGAUAUUUUAAGGAGUAUUUGGAGAAAAUUAAAGGGGUUGUAGGAGAAAUUGAAGCUGAAAGAAUAUUGAAAAGUGCUUUGGUUAUUAUUAGUUGUGGGACUAAUGACUUUAUUUUUAAUUUCUAUGAUGUGCCAACAAGAAGGAUUCAGUUCAGUAUGAGUGAGUACCAAGAUUUUCUGCUGGACAAGCUGCAAUUUUUUGUCAAGGAACUUUAUGAUCUUGGAUGCCGUAUGAUGUUAGUGAAUGGCCUGCCUCCAAUUGGAUGUCUUCCAGUUCAAAUGACAGCAAAAUCUCCACUUCUUGGAACUUGCAUAGAAAAUGAGAAUUCUGAUUCUCAAAUUUAUAAUCAAAAGCUUAAAAAAUUAUUAGUUCAAUUGCAAGCACAACUUGCUGGGAGCAAAAUGUUAUAUGCAGACAGCUACACUCCUCUAUUAGACCUUAUUAACAAUCCACAAGAAUACGGAUUUGUUGAAACAAACAGAGGAUGUUGUGGAAGUGGACUAGUUGAAGCUGGACCCUUGUGUACGAGGUUCUCUCCCGUGUGUUCAAAUACUUCAGAAUACGUAUUUUUUGAUAGCGUUCAUCCAACUGAAGCAGCAUACAUUAAGCUUAUUGAGUGCCUGGUGAAGGACUUUUUCUCACAAUUCUCAAGCAUUCCAAGUCCUUGA
Messenger RNA from Lycium barbarum (goji berry), 1071 nucleotides. RefSeq names its product GDSL esterase/lipase At2g24560-like. Gene Ontology annotation, molecular function: hydrolase activity, acting on ester bonds. The transcript is spliced from 3 exons. Lineage: Eukaryota; Viridiplantae; Streptophyta; Magnoliopsida; Solanales; Solanaceae. The record is from RefSeq and is a predicted model, not a curated record. Bases 1 to 1071 code for a protein of 356 amino acids.